AUGGCCCAGAAACUGCAAAGAAAAAAGAUUGAAAUUAAAAGCCUCAAGAAAGCUUUAAAAAUUGUUUCCAACGGGUCUGAAUCCGACCAAGACUCCACUGAAGACGAUCUGGAUACUGAGGACUCGGACGACAAAGGUGACGAUGAGGAGAGUGAUGAUGAAGGCGAUGACUCCGACGACGAUGAUGGAGAAGAUCUCCCCAUACCUACGCAAUCUUACGAAUGCAAAGAUAUUUACCUUUGCUCUGACCAGGCCUGUGGCGGGGAAGUCACUGACGGUUACUGCUUUCUAUGUCGCAAAAAGCAUCAAAUCAUGGAGGAUGAGAAUAUGGCGUCAACAGAGUCUCAACUAGAACAUCCAGACCGCUGCAUGGCCCCCAGAGGAAAUACGCCCUUGCAAUCCAUUCCAAAGGACGAUUCUCCACUUCCUGCCUUGUACGAAUCGCGCGCACGGGAAUACCGCUCACUUCUCCGCCGGGGCGCGACCCCAGAAAUGUGCGAACUUUUUAAACUUGAAUUUACCUACACCAAUGGAAUCGUCGCAAGGGUCACUGAAGACCUCUUUGAAGAAUUCGCUGGUCUUUCAAUGGUCGAAUGCGACUGGAAAAUCUAUUUGGGACGACGAUUGACUCUCGCCAAAGAUGACAUUGACGGCUAUGAAUUUAUUGAAAGUAUACUGGAUGAGAUAUCUGUUCUCCCUGGCAUCGGAAACUGGGUCACGGAAGAAGAAGAAACUGGCGUUUGGGUGACAUACCCCAAACAUAGCGGGCAGGUUGAAUCUCAACCGAGGGAUAUUUUGGACUCGGUCGACAUCGCAGCCGAAAAUAGGGGAGGUCAGAGUGGACGAUUCGGAGGCGAUUCAGCGACACGAUUCAGAGACGAUUCUGGUCAUCAAAAGCGUGGGAAGACGCUGAAUCGCCUCAGAACGUGA
This is a messenger RNA of Psilocybe cubensis, 930 nucleotides long. RefSeq lists its product as uncharacterized. The record is from RefSeq and is a predicted model, not a curated record. NCBI's taxonomy places the organism in Eukaryota, Fungi, Basidiomycota, Agaricomycetes, Agaricales, Agrocybaceae. The transcript is spliced from 2 exons. Bases 1 to 930 code for a protein of 309 amino acids.